AAGAACGAGUGCGAUCCAAUAGACGACAAUAUAAACUAAAAUUACAAAACAAAAUAAUAAAAAAAAAAAGGUUUAAAUAUGCCUGAGGGAUUCCUAAAAAUCACCUACCACUAUGCACCAGCUGGUUCAACGAAGAAGCUGAAUAUAUUUGUACCACUGCUAUUCGAUCAAUUUAGUCAUUUGCAUUCAGAAAUUGAGAGGUACCUGUUUGAGGAGCGCGAUCUGCCUGUUUGCAAUUUCAGGAUAUAUUGGAUUGAUUCGGAUUCUGAUGAAAUUGAUAUCUCCAAUCAACGUGACUACUCAAUCUUCUUGGCAGAAUGCAAGAAGAAUAUGCAUUUGCAUAUUGCUGACUGUGGCAUCUAUGAUGAUCCCUCAAAUUUCAUUACUCAUGAGGGAGUAGAGUGCGAUUCAUGCAAGGCUUGCCCACUGAUGGGUUUUCGCUACAAGUGUAUGCAGUGUCACAGCUUUGACCUGUGCCAGGCCUGCGAGUCGGCACACAAGCACCCGGAGCAUUUUAUGGUGCGAAUACCCGCCAACCAACAACGGAACUAGUUUUGUUGAUGCCUGGAUAACUAACUGGUUCCGGUACCAGUUCGCGCAAACAACUAAUGCACUUUGAUAGGGAUGCAGACGCUUGCCAGACAUUCUGACCAACAUCCUACAUUUGCACAAUGACAAUAUAUUCAUAAAAUGAUCACUUGCAUAUUUUCAAUUUCAAAGUACAAACGACGGACAAGUGCGGUUCACCUGUUUUCAUAGACUGUGUCAACAAAUAACGAUCCAAUUAAAAAGAGAAAACAUCAAUAGCCUGCAAUUAAAUUUACUUGAAAAAGAAUAAAACCAAAACAAAAACCAUAAAAACCAGCGAUGCCGUUCUAUUGCACAAAUCAUAUGGAAGAGAGAAAGCCAACGCAGUUUCCUGCAGAGUAAGCGAAGUUGUUUCGUUACAGUUACAAUGCAAUGUCUGGCAGGGAGAAUGAGAUGAGCAAUGAGUGAGAGCGAGGCACACGUAUGCGGCAUCAGCCGCAGCGCAGCCGCAGUUGUGCGCCGAGCGAAAUGCGGGGCUUCGUAUUGAUCGUUCGGCUUUCGAGGCCGGCGUUCGGCUGCCACUCUCAGCAGUCUUACUCUCUUCGGGUCCCUUGGGGUUUCCUUGUAGCGGCUUAUCAUGUUUCGAUUAUCGUAUCUAUGUAAUGUAUGAUUAGUGAUAUCACUCUAUAAACAAAUAGGGGGCCUCAGAAUGAUUUGGCAAAGGCACUAUAAAAGCAGAAUCUCAUGCCAUGCGAAAGUAUAUACGAAGAACGAGUGCAACGCUAUAGACGACAUAGACAAACAAGUAAUAGCAACUAAAGUUAUUUACAAUCGCUGUCUACAUUUUCUAACAUUCAAAUAAAGUAUUUAAAAAAAAAAAAAGUUGUUAAUAUGGCUGAGGGAUUGUUAAGAAUCACAUACCACGGACUACCCUCUGGUGCAACGAAGAAGCUGAAUGCAUAUUUGCGAAUGCCAUCAAAUACUUUGGCAGAUUUGCGUCGUGAAAUUGAGACGUACCUGUUCCAGGAGCGCGAACAGCCCGUUUGCCAUUUCAGGACAUAUUGGAUUGAUUCAAAUUCUGAUGAAAUUGAGGUCAUCAAUCAGAAUGACUAUGAAAUUUUCUUGGCUAAGUGCGAGAAGAAUAUGCAUUUGCACAUUGCUGCCUGUCACGUCGAACAGGAAGAUGUCAAGCAGGCGCCAGCGCCGAGUCCGGCUGUAGAUGAUCCCACAAACUUCAUUGUUCAUAAUAAAAUACAGUGCGAUUCCUGCAAGGCCUGUCCACUGGUCGGCUUUCGGUACAAGUGCAUGCAGUGUCCCAACUUUGACCUGUGCCAGGCCUGCGAGUCGGCACACAAGCACCCGGAGCACUUUAUGGUGCGGUUACCCAAUAACAACGGACCGAAAUAUAUUGAUGCCUGGAUAACUUAUACCAUCCUUCAUCGUCUCUCAGCCCCUCGCCACCGUGAUCAAGCUACAGUUAAACUGAUAACAACUAACGAAGAAGAAGAAAACGCUUCCAUACUUGUCGCUAAUUUGCACUUUGAUAAAGAUGCAAACGCAUGAUAGACAUGCCUGUAAUGAAGCCCUAUAAACCAACAUUUUUACAAUCUCAAUAAAUAAUCCCACCGCAGACAUGCCAAACAAGUAAGAGGUUCUAGUCGGGAGCUCCCGACUAGGGGAUACCCUGAGCCCUCUUCU
Molecule: messenger RNA, 2226 nt
Organism: Drosophila novamexicana
Lineage: Eukaryota; Metazoa; Arthropoda; Insecta; Diptera; Drosophilidae
Product: protein ref(2)P-like
Exons: 3
Coding region: 1420-2091 (223 amino acids)
Biological process (GO): mitophagy; aggrephagy; endosome organization
Cellular component (GO): amphisome; aggresome
Molecular function (GO): K63-linked polyubiquitin modification-dependent protein binding; zinc ion binding; protein kinase C binding
Source: RefSeq, a predicted model, not a curated record